Messenger RNA from Coregonus sp. 'balchen', 8871 nucleotides. The record is from the annotation of a GenBank genome assembly. Lineage: Eukaryota; Metazoa; Chordata; Actinopteri; Salmoniformes; Salmonidae.
AUGGCUGCUGUAAGCGCUCUACUACUUCUACUGCCUGUAGCAUGGACUUGUGCCCCCCAGAAAGCAGGUGAAUAUUUUUUUCCUUAAGGAGAGUGGAAUCCCUAUCCAUAUGACACCAUGGAACAGGUUCCAUCAGCAUCCUCUAAGAUUGGCUUUUCUCUGUGCUUGUUGUUCAUCAGACUAUGUGAUGGUGUCAUGUUUCCCCAAUGCCAUCAUUGCUAACGUCCCAGAGUGUCCCUACGGCUGGGAGAUCGGCCAGCUGUCCCUGGGAGGGCUGUGUUACAGCGGUGUCAACAGCCCAGGAUACUUUCGCUUCACCAUCCCUGACCUGACACCCAAAAACAACUCAUACUGUGGCACUCACGCCGAGGUGAUAUACUGAACAUAGCUUUAAUGGAGGGGGUAAGCUUGCCUGAGACCUGAAGAGUUGCAGGUCUGAGCAAGGUAUUCCAGCUAAAUGCAAAGUGAUAGGCCUAAAGAGUCAACAACCCAUCCUCAUUCUUUGGCGUGUCUGCUAUUUUUUCCCAGUAUAUUGGUGGUAAAGACCCCAAGUAUGUCUUCUACAACUCCAUUGUGUCCAAUGACACUUCACUAACAGUCAGAAACCAGCCGGUCAACUACACGUUCAGCUGCACAUACCGGGCCGCCUACUUGGUCAACAACGCCGUCUUCAGCCAAAGGUAAGCACCAAUCCUGGCAUUUAGGUCACCGCUGGUACCUUCUGGAGAGCGUUUGCAUUCUAACCCAAUGACUUGCAGUGUUUUUACUAAACCCUUUGCUUCUUUCAGAGUGGCUACAGUUUUUGUCAACAACGGGAGUUUAGGCACUUUUAGUUCACAGUUGUCUAUGAACGUGUUCACUGUGAGUACCUCAAGGUUUGGUUCUUAUCAACUUCCUGGACAAAGAUUAAGCCUAGUCUAGGACAUUAAAUGGAUAUUCUCCAUAAAGCAUGCUUUUUAGUCCAUGACUAGGCUUAGUCUGGGCCUGGGGAAAUAGGUUAUUAGCUGCUUGAGUGUAAAAUGUAAUACUAACAUUAGUUUAGUAAUAUUAUGGAGAUAAUAAUUUGUCCAUUACUUGUAAGGAUCACUCAAGUCGUAAAAGUAAACUCAAUGUGAAUAUACAUAUAACUGACUAACCUGUGUUCAUGUCUUUAGAAUUCCAAGUUCCUGUAUGCCAAAGACGCCCCCUAUGUGAUUGACACAUCAGAGAUUGGCUCUGAAGUGUUCAUUGGGAUUGAAGCCAAAGGACUCAGCAACAGGUACUCACAACAGACAGUAUAUUUGUAUAUAUAGUUUGCACAUUUGUAUGUCUACUGAACAAAAAUAUAAAAACAACAUGCAACAAUUUCAAAAAUGUUACUGAGUUACAGUUAUGUAAGGAAAUCGGUCAAUUGAAAUAAAUUCAUUAGGCCCUAAUCUAUGGAUUUCAAAUGACUGGGCAGGGGCGCAGACAUGGGUGGGCCUGGGAAGGAAUAGGCCCACCUGCUGGGGAGCCAGGCCCAGGCAAUCAGAAUGAGUUUUUCCGCACAAAAGGGCUUUAUUACAGACAGAAAUACUCCUCAGUUUCAUCAGCUGUCCGGGUGGCUGGUCUCAGAUGAUCCCGCUGGUGAAGAAGCCGGAUGUAGAGGUCCUGAGCUGGUGUGGUUACAUGUGGUCUGCGGUUGUGAGGCCGGUUGGAGGAACUGCCAAAUUCUCUACAACGACGUUGGAGGCGGCUUAUGGUAGAGAAAUUAACAUAAAAUUAUCUGGCAUCAGCUCUGGUGGACAUUCCUGCAGUCAGUAUUCCAAUUGCAUGCUCCCUCAAAACUUGAGACAUCUGUGGCAUUGUGUUGUGUGACAAAACUGUACAUUUUAGAGUGCCUUUUAUUGUCCCCAGCACAAUGUGCCCCUGUAUAAUGAUCAUGCUGUUUAAUCAGCUUCUUGAUAUGCCACACCUGUCAGGUGGAUGGAUUAUCUUGUCAAAGUAGAAAUGCUCACUAACAGGAAUGUAAUCAAAUUUGUGCACAAAAUUGGAGCGAAAUAAGCUUUUUGUGCAUAUGGAACAUUUCUGGGAUCUUUUAUUUCAGCUCAUGAAACAUGGGACCAACACUUUACAUGUUGUGUUUAUAUUUUUGUUCAGUAUAGAUAUUCCUCACCCUGCAUAAAGCAAAUACACGUGACCAAAUAUGACAAGAUGCGAAAGUGGGGGAAAAAAACAUAGGUGUUGGAGACAAACAGUGCCUUCAGAAAGUAUUCAUACCCCUUGACUUACUCCACAUUUUGUCGUGUUACAGCCUGAAUUCAAAAUGGAUUAAAUGCAUUUAUUUUCUCUCACCCAUCUACACACAAUACCCCAUAAUGACAAAAUUAAAAUAUGUUUUUAGAAAUGUUGGCAAAAGUUAUUGAAAAUGAAAUACAGAAAUACAGUAUCUCAUUUACAUAAGUAUUCACACCCCUGAGCCAAUACAUGUUAGAAUCAACUUUGGGCGCGAUUACAGCUGUGCGUCUUUCUGGGUAAGUCUUGAAGAGCUUUGCACACCUGGAUUGCACAAUGUUUGCACAUUAUUAUUUUUUUAAUUCUUCAACCUCUGUCAAAUUGGUUGUUGAUCAUUGCUAGACAUCAUUUUCAAGUCUUGCCAUAGAUUUUCAAGUUGAUUUAAGUCAAAACUGGAACAUUCAAUGUUGUCUUGAUAAACAACUCCAGUGUAUAUUCGGCCUUGUGUUUUUGUUUAUUGUCCUGCUGAAAGGUGAAUGAAUCUUUCAGUGCCUGGUGGAAAGCAGACUGAACCAGGUUUUCGUCUAGGAUUUAGCCUGUGCUUAGCUCUAUUCCGUUUCUUUUUUAUCCUGAAAAACCUCCCAGUCCGUAACGAUUACAAGCAUACCUAUAACAUGAUGUAGCCACCACUAUGCUUGAAAAUAUGGUGUGAGGUACUCAGUAAUGUGUUGUAUUGUAUUUUCCCCAAACAUAACACUUUGUAUUCAGGACAGAAAAGUUAAUUGCUUUGCCACAUUUUUUGCAGUAUUACUUUAGUGCCUUGUUGCAAACAGGAUGCAUGUUUUAGAAGAAAAAAUAAUCUGUACAGGCUUCCUUCUUUUCACUCUGUCAGUUAGGUUAGUAUUGUGGAGUAACUACGAUGUUGUUGAUCCAUCCUCCGUUUUCUCCUACCACAGCCAUUAAACUCUGAAACUGUUUUAAAGUCACCAUUGGUCUCAUGGUGAAAUCCCUGAGCGGUUUAAUUCCUCUCCGCUUUUCAUUUUAAAUUCAUUUGUAAAAAGUUCUAAAAACAUAAUUUCACUUUGACAUUAUGGGGUACUGUGUGUAGGCCAAUGAUGCAAUCUCAAUGUAAUCCAUUUUAAAUUCAGGCUGUAACACAACAAAAUGUGGAAAAAGUAAAGGGGUGUGAAUACUUUCUGAAGGCACAGUAUUUGUAUCAUGCAACAUCCAUUCACCCUUGAAAACAGCACUUCUCUGGAUAGAAAUGAAGAAAAAGAAGGGGAUGACAAUUCAAAGCAGAUCCCCUUCUCUUGAAUAUAAUUGUCCAAUAUUCUUUGCUCUCCCAGAUUCAAAGUGGUGAUAAGCAACUGCUGGGCGACACCCACUCCUUACUCAACAGACAAGAAGAGGUGGAAUCUUAUCAUCAACAGGUAUUUCAGUGAAAACUUGCAAAUGUGGGGGGCGGUUACCAACCUAAUUCUCACUGCAUGCUGAUCAAAACCCCACUUUGUGGAAUAAACAAAAUUAAUACUGAAUUGCAUUGAACUUUCGUACAGGUGACACAGCUGUUCCUAUUUUCCCAAACAUUUCAUCAAACAUUCAAUCAAUUGAGGUCUCUCAUUCACAGCUGCUCGUAUGACAAAACUGUGACCAUUUUCGAGAACGCCAAAGACAGCCGCUCCAUGUUUAAGUUCAACUCGUUCCGCUUCCAGCGCCAGGAGAAGGUGUCCACUGUUUGGCUUCACUGCGAGGUUGGGGUUUGUGACGGGGAAAAACUCUCAUGUCAGCCAGUAAGUAUGACAUUUUACCGUCCUACACAUGUAACAUGGGAGAAUUGUGAUAAAUAAGCAAAACUAACGGAGGCAAUAUUUGCCUAGUCGCCAGGAUGUCGACACUGGAUAAGGGUCUUUCUAUAAACUAGGGUACCAGUGAGCAUUUCUUGUAGUGGACAACUGUUUGGAGCUGUUACAAAGUCAUUAAUAAUAAUUAGCAAAACAUAUUCAUUUGAAUACAUUAAGAUAUAAAGGGGGAACAUAGAUAAAUUCAAUUCAACAUUCAUGAGUUGAAUCAAAACCUAUGUUUCUUAUGCUUUCUCAUGCUUGGAGUCUUCAAAGAUUUGGCAAAUAUCAUGCGACAUAAAACAUUACCUUUCUUUCCUUACAUUUAUGAUACUGUUGUUUGUCGUUAUAUCAUAUACUAACCGUUUAACAAUUAAAUUACACAUUGAACUUGAUCCUGUAAAAUUCCUGGAUAUUGCUGUUGGACUCUUUUUUUGUAUGGAGAUCUCGGAAGUGUACUGUAACCUCAUAACAUUUCAUAUCUCCCUAUGUUACGGAUUGCAAACAGUUGUCAUGGGCACACACAUCCAAAAUAAUUAUGCGAUUGCAGAAUGGAAUGCUUCUAACAGAACGAGUAACUUUAACAUGACUAAUAAAACAAAAACCUAUACUGUCAUUAAGUGGGUUUUUCAAUAAUCACGCAUAAUAGUUGUUUGAUGCGCGUUUGAUGUCUAGCUGUUUAGUUACGGACAUUAUCGCGCAAUAUCAGCUGAUUCAGGAAAGGAUUUUAUGAAUGACAGUCAAGUGAUAAAGAGCUCGUGUGAUACUGCACAAGAACAAGACUAAACAACAGCCAAAGGGAAUGAAUGUGGAUCUCGAGGAUUGACAGAACAUUUUGGUGUCUAUGUUGUUAGGUGGUCAAGAUAAUUAGUCUAUGUCAUGGCCAAAAUGAAGUCAAGAUUCCUAAGAUAACAUAAUAAUGGCUUAUUUUUUUAUUUUUUGCAUGUGAAACCAAAAAACUACUUGAUAUUUAAAUGUUCACAAGUGGGUGGGGUUACAUUUGGAGGGCCUGUCAUUGGUCAAGUGCACAGCCAAUACUUCCUGUCCUUUCAAAGUAGGUAGCCUAGCGGUUAAAGAGCAUUGGGCCAGUAACCUCCGGCCGCCAAUAACGUCGAUUAAUUCAGCCCCUCGCACCACUCUGAUUCAGAGGGGUUGGGUUAAAUGCGGAAGACAUUUCAGUUGAAUGCAUUCAGUUGUGCAACUGACUAGGUAUCCCCUUCUAACUCUAUUAUAUGAAUCUAUUAAAUAAUUGAUUCAUAGUUGCCCAUACAGUGCCACAGUGCCAAGAUAAGGUAAGAUUUCUCAAUUCCUGCACAAGAUUUAGUGUGUAUUGACUUAUUAAUGAACUACUGUUACUGUAAAUGGUUAGCUGACUGAUAUAUCCUAGCUACCUAGCUACCUAGCUAACCAUUGGUAAUCUUAUUCAAUGAUGCCAUACAUCCAAAACAACAGUAUAUAUUGCUAGAUUAGAGAUAUGCGAAGUGGUUGCACAUUGAACUAGCUGGAAUGAAGCAAGGGUGUGAAUAGUAGACAUGUAAAUAUAUCCUUUCACUGUUUACAGCAGGUCUCCAGCUACCCAGAACUGUCUGAUCAGCCUGAUAGGGUGACGUGGGUGUGUCCCGCUUACACCUGUGCAAAUCUGUGUGUGUAUAGCAAUGGAAUGAAACAUUCAAACAAGGCCUCAAGUGUUGUGCCUUAGGUCCACCACACACCCAAAGGGUUGUGGGGUCCUGUCCAGAAACAACCCCUAGCUCCUACUCCUAAACACUUAUGGAGAUCUGAGAGGAUUGGACAGGAGUAAGCAAUACCGCCAAAAUUCCACCAAGCCUAUCAGAGGGUUAGAUGGAGCUCUCACCAUGUCACCACCCAUCAAGCCCUCUCAGAUCUCCACAAGUGUCCAGACUUAGGGCAGUAAUAAUAAUAACAAUGUAUUACAUUUGUAAAGCACUUUUCAUGAUACUGUACAUGAAUAAACUCAAAGUGCAUGAAAAAAAUUAAACUGUGUGCCCUGAGAUUGUCAGGAAGGGAGUUCCAAAGGCAUGGUGCAUUGGGGAGAAAAGUACCCCAUUGUUCGGAGACCGGUCCUGGGUGCAUGAAGCAGUUUGGCAUGGCUUGACCGUAGGGUGCAUGGAGGUUCAUAGGGGGAGAGUAGAUCUGACAGGUACUCAGGUCCAAUGCUAUUUAGGGCUUUGUAGACCAGGAGGAGAAUUUGAAAGUCAACUAUUUGAGGGACAGGUUGCCAAUGGAGGUCAGCAAGGAUAGGGGUGAUGUUGGCAGACUUUUUUGUUUGUGUCAGAAUCCUUGCAGCACUGUUUUGAAUGAGCUAUAAUUUAUUAAUUGAGUUUAAAGGUAGGCCCCCAAGUAUUGCAUUCCCGUAAUCAAUUCUGGAGAAGACAAAUGCAUGGAUAAGCUUUUCUGCAUCAGAAGUGCUGAGAGAGGGUCUUAGGCGGUAGAUGUUCUUCAGGUGAAAGAAUUGUGUUUUACAGAUGUGACUAAUGUGGGCAUCAAAUUUCACACCCAGGUUGGUGAUGACUGAUGAGAGGGGAAUGAUGUGGCCAUCUUUGGCAGGGCAGAUGAUGCAGGAGUCGGUGAUCUGCUGGGGGUGCCUAUUAACAUUGACUCUGUCUUGCUGCUGAUUAAUUGAAGUUGUUCUGCAUCCAAGACUUAACCUCUUCCAGACAGUUGGACAGAGCAGAUAUUGAGGGGCAAGGGGUUGUUUCUGGACAAGCCAUGGGUAUUAUGGUAGCUCAGUCUAUAAGUCAGUCAGUCAGUCUGACACUGUCUAAAAAUGUUAAUAGCUGUCAACUACUUGCAUCCUCUGUCCUUGGGAGAAUCUCAAUUGCAUGAUUUGUCACAUCCUCGCUCCUCAUCUUCUUCUCAAAACCCAUUGGAUGAGAAGGUCAGAGGUCCCUCCCCUUUCACCUUCUUAUCCAAUGGAUUUUGAGAAGGAGGCGAGGAGAGAGGAUGUGAGGAAUCAAGGAAAUGCAAUUGAGAUUCUUCCCUUGUUCCCUUUAUACCUCACCUCCCUCUCAAAGCACAUUGUGGGAGAGGAUUGAAGGUUCCCCCCUUCGGGCUCCAAUGCACUUUCAAAGAGAGGCAAGUAGUGGAGGAAUCAAGGACAGAGGAAGCAAGAAUUUGACGGCUAGUUUUCAGAUACAGACUCACGCAUGCACGCAUGCACAUACACACACACAAUACUUGAAGAGUUUACUGAUUAUAAUGAUUUCAUUAUUGGUUAUUAUUAUUGUCAAUUAUUUUGCUGACAGAACCCAUUGUAUUAUAUUAUUAUAUGAAAUUAUUACAUUAACUAUUAAAAAAUAUAGAAAUGCUGUUGUUGAUAAUUUUCAUUCUUCAGGAAUGUUUAGCAUGGCUUUAAAUGAUAGAGAAGUUGACUAAAGCACAAACAGACCUGGCUACUAGGCAUGACAAAGAAACAUGUGGUGUCCAUGUUUUAUGUGACAUUUUGAAUGACAUGUAGAUAUUUUGUUGUUGCUAGGUGUUAUGGCCUCAUUGUGCCUAUCUAGACUGUUAUUCUUGUAACUACACAUGUGAAGCUGCAAGAAAAUCAUGUUUAAAUGUAUAUCAAACCAUUUUGAAAUGUUGACCCUGACGUCACACAUUGGCCACUUUAUUUAUAGAAUGAACCAUAAAUGCAAACUCUGUCAUUGCACCUAAAAACGGUUUAGGUGCAAUGCCUUCCACUCACACUGUCCAAUUAAAAUACAUACUUUUUACUUAUAUGCAUAUUCCAGUUUAUUGCAUCCACAACACACCUAACCCAUUACAUUUAUCAGGAGUUGGUUGGAUACAGCUCUGAUCAGCAAAGAGGUCAUUAAACACUAUAUCCUCUAAUCUUUUUAAGGGCCCAUGCACGGCCAGAAGCAUCCCUUCUGAAGCAGAGCCAAGUGGCGGUAUCCUCACCACAGAGUUCCACCUUAAAGGUACAUCUUUUCAUCUUGAUGUAACAUUUCCUGACCUAUCACUUGUGGUUCCUCUUUGCCUAUGUAACAACUAAGGGGUGGUAUAGUCUACACAUGCAAUAUAAUGUUACAUAGCAUUAGAGGCUCCUUUUUUGUUUUUGUUUAAUGUUUUUAUAUUUUUUAUAAUUGAAAAUCAAUUGAUAAAUUGGUCAUCAUUUUUAAAAAUGUUUUUAACACCAGCAAGGUGCCAAAGGUCUUGCUUGUGCUGUAUGGUGUAAUGUUUGACUUCCAUCAUUAUUUGCUGUCUGCCUUUCUCUAUAUGUCUCACUGUGUUUCCCACAGCUAAUGAGUCUUCCAAUAAUGAACACAUCACAGGUAAUUAUCUAAGAGCCGAUCCCAUGGAAUAAUUACAAUAAAAAUCUAUAUUGCCUAUUAUCAAUCAGUUGACCACUGUUACUGUUACCACUGAGUUGAUGUUGUGUUUUUAAUGCUGCUGCUGACUCAGAAAUAGAAAGCUUGCUGAAGUGACACAUUUAUGCUGAUACAGUAAAUUUAUGCUUUAAAAAAAGGCUCGCAUACCCUUUUUUAUUAUCCCACCAGUUAGUACUAUUGUAGUCUAUUGCAAUUGCACUUAUGAUGUCCUCCUAUUUGUGUUUCUCCUAUUUCCUGUUUCUACCCUGUCUCUUUCUUGUUUCUCUCAGGCACAUCUCUAUGUAUCCUGUGUAUAGUCCUGGUAAACACACUGUUGGGUUGUGUGAAUCUACCUAAAAUGUAGAAGAUAUAAUUGUUUUAGAACUAUAUGUGUGAAAAACUACUACACUUUUGGAGCGGAUAUGAAACUACAUAGACAUGCUGCUCACAUAUACUGACAUGCUAACACACGUGGAAACAAAGAUACAUACAUUUUACAUUUUAGUCAU